This is a messenger RNA of Endocarpon pusillum Z07020, 1806 nucleotides long. RefSeq lists its product as uncharacterized. Bases 1 to 1806 code for a protein of 601 amino acids. The transcript is spliced from 2 exons. NCBI's taxonomy places the organism in Eukaryota, Fungi, Ascomycota, Eurotiomycetes, Verrucariales, Verrucariaceae. The record is from RefSeq and is a predicted model, not a curated record.
AUGACGAUCCCCAAAAUUGACAUAUGCUGCAGCAAAUGCCAUGUUGUAUUAUGCUCUUCCAGCAACGAAUGGAAAAGGUUGGAGGAUGUCUCGCUCAUCACACCGGUACAGAAAACAUGGCUCCAAACAAUCACGAUAGCAAAAGCUCAGGGCUUCUUGCCGCUCGAGCCAGUGCCAGCAGAUUUGCACAAUGACAUAGUUUCCGAAGCAACAUGCGCCAAAUGUGGAAGCGUUCUCGGUCAAGGAUUCGGAGAUGUUUUCCAUGAGGAUCCUAUAGUGAAUAGCGAACAAAUCUAUUUUGUCGACUCAGCUGUUAUUCUCAAGAACUCGGACACUCCCGAAGAGGUGUCCCCAAUUGUCACCGAGAACGUCCGAAAGGACAUGUUACGAGCUGCAAGAUCCUCCUCACAAGAUCGUGUUAUCCACGACCAGACUCCAACAGUCAGCAGUCCCGUCCAGACCCCCUGUCAAGAACAGUCGCAGACAUUGCCUGCGGGUCAAGAAGUGGAAAAAGUGCUGAGCCGCUUUACACAACAAGACAUGGGGAUCAAGAAGCUCUCCCGAGAUCUCGAAUCGCUGCAAAAUCGGAUGCUCGCAUUGGAGAAGUCUAUGACCGAUAUCCGCACGUAUUCGCGGGCGGCCUCCAUAGAUGGUCCAAAAAGCGGACGAGAUAUGUUCAUCGAUAAUUUCGAGGCUAUGUUUGAUGCACUGAAGGAUGCUCGGUCUGCGGCUAUCACUAUAGAAGGGCUGAGAUCGGAAAACGAGCAGUUAAAGCAGAGACUAAGCUAUUCCGCCGCACCUACAAUUAGCGAGACUCAAAAUGAACCAUCCGAAAGUGUGGUCGAGACGGCUUCAGACAUACCGAUUACUGGUGCUCUAGAGCCUGUAAAGGAAAAGAGGUCUUACAUACGACGGAAACCUCUCGCGUCACGCAAGUCAACCACAAGGGCAGCACCAGGAUCGUUGGGCCCGGAGUCGGGCUUCGCUUCUAAUCACGAUGAAGACGAUGCAUCUUAUAUUGAUAGUCUUACGGCUCUCAACCAAAUUAGCGCGGCUAUGGCUCCUGCUCUUUCUACAAGCCAAGCACAGAGUGGAGCGUCCAAUCAGCACUUUAGCAAUCAUCUUGGCGAGGAGUCGGCAAGCCUUCUGUCAAACGCAAAUUAUAUCCCGGCUAUUGGAGAGAAUAUACUGACGACCCAGCCUAGGAAGCGCCGUAGGACAGGCGACAUGCUACCGAAUCGGGAGGAUCUUAAAAGUUAUGCCACGAAGACGAGAGGGGCAACGCAUGCAGCCGACCUAUCUUCCGACAGUGGCUCCAGAUAUCAAUCUCGGGAACCAUUACAAAUCAAAGCUGAGUCUUCAACCUCGCAAGAAACAGGACUUCGUCCUUCAAUAGCCACACAACUACAGAACGCAGCAGAUUCGUUCAACAUAGCAAGCACUGACAAAAUGAUGAUCGACCCCGCGCUCCGUUCGACAGGAGCCCCAGCCAAUCCAAAUCCGCCCGCCCUAGCUGUCUUAUCAUCAAUUGAAAAUCCACCCGCUCAGAGACAACCUAUGCACCCAGCGCCGCAGGCAAGAACUGUGGGUGGGCCACAGCAUGAGAGUGACCAGGAAAGACGCAUCAGGGAGUACAAGGCUAGAGAUGCUUUACGGAAACGAAAGGCGCGGGCAGCAUCAACGGGCAAGAAGAAGAUUGUUGGGGAGGAGAGGUUCAAGCAAGAGGAGAAGAUCCGAGCACGGGACAAAAUGGUUCGCGAGUUAAUGGAGAGGGAGGAGAUGUUAGAGAACGAUAGUGACUUAUAG